UGGGGAAAUACCACGAGUAUCCUCUAGUAGUCCCGCCUCCAUCCUAUCCGGAGAGCCCCGAUCUUGAUUAGUUUUUGUCCGACGACCUGAAUAUCCGCCGACGAACCGCUCACGUGCACAAACUUGGGAGCGAAGCAGGUGUAUCCGCGUCUAACCGCCAUCAGCCGUAUCAUAUACCCAACAUCCCCCGUGUAACACCGUCACGAUCGAAAUUUCACCGUCGAGCCUGCUGACCUAUCCAGACGCGUAGCGGGGUACAACAUGACAAAAUCUUUUUCAUCCUGUGGUAACUGUAGGGACUUGAGGAGCUGUCCGGAUGGACGUGGGCGGAAGUGAUCUUGACAAUGACCGUUUCCCUCCCUAUAAAAAGUCAUGCUCCCCUUCAUGAGGGUGUCUCGCUAUCUGUACGAUUCCCACGAAGGGUACAUAUCCUUUCAAAAUGCAUUUCGUGUGGACUAUCUUGUUGUCUCCUUAUCUGACGUUUGCUGCAUUUUUCUGCAUCGUCGGGCUCUAUGUAUUCUCCGUAGUCACCUACCGCCUCACCUUGCACCCACUGGCAAAGUACCCCGGCCCGCCUCUGGCACGUGUGACAGAUAUCUACCUAACAUGGUACGCAUAUCGCGGUUCUCGACAUCUAUGCUACCAGCGCGCUCAUGAGCGGUAUGGACCCGUUGUCCGCAUUGGCCCCAAUCAGCUCUCCUUCAAGUCGACCACCGCGCUCAAGUCCAUCUAUGGAUUCCGCAGCAAUGUCAGGAAAGCGGACUUCUACACUGCCUUCCCGGCCAACAAGAAGACCGUGAACGUGCACAGCAGCAUCGACAAGAUGCAACAUGCACGCAAGAGGCGAGUCAUCAGCCACGCUUUCAGCGACGGAGCGAUCAAGUCUCUCGAGAAGUACAUCCUCGCCAACGUCAGAGCGGGAUGCAGCAUGCUCGCGGAAGGCGGCGGAGAGAAAGGCACAGGCAGCGACCCAGAGGGCUGGAGACCGAUGUGGAACGCUGCCAAUUGGUGCAACUGGCUUGUGUUUGAUAUCAUGGGUGAUCUGGUUUUCGGUAAAGCGUUCGGCAUGUUGGAGAGUCCGACGAACCGUUUCGCGGUCGACCUGGUUGGCAAUGCCGCCCAUAGGCAUCUCAUCUGCGGUACCCAUCUUACCAUCCACAAUUGGCAUCUCGACAAGAUCCUGUUCCGCAAGAUCGCCGCACAGCGAGGCCAGUACAUGCAAUACAGCAAAUCGCAAGCCAUGGAGCGGACCAAAAUGGGCCUCGACGUCGACCGCAAGGACUUCUUCUACUACCUCCUCAACGCCAAAGACCCCGAAACCGGCAAAGGCUUCAGCAUGGACGAGCUCUGGGGCGAAUCCAACCUCCUCAUCAUCGCCGGAUCCGACACCACCUCCACAGCAAUGGCCGGCACAUUCUUCUACCUCGCGCAGAACCCUCCCGCCCUCCAGCGCCUCACCCACGAGAUCCGCAGCACCUUCACCGACGUCGAACAGAUCGCCACGGGGCCCACCCUCCACAAAUGCACCUACCUCCGCGCCUGCAUCGACGAAAGCAUGCGCAUGACGCCCCCCGUCGCGGGCGCCCUGCCCCGCCAGGUCCUCCCCGGCGGCAUCGACAUCGACGGCCACCACGUCCCCGCGGGCGUCGACGUCGGAGUCCCCCACUACGCGAUCCACCACAACGCAGACUACUACCCGCGGCCCUUCGACUACGUCCCCGAGCGCUGGCUGCCGGACCCGGAGUCCAACCCCAUGUACGCUCACCUCCAGGAUGCACACGCUGCCUUCUGCCCCUUCAGCAUCGGGCCCCGCGGCUGCAUUGGGAAGGGGCUCGCGUACGUAGAGUUGACUGUCACGAUUGCGAGGGUGCUGUUCCUGUACGAUAUGCGUCUUGCGCCGGGCACUACCCUCGGGGCUGGUGGAGCCGAUCUUGAGAAUGGGAGGUCGAGGCCGAGUGAGUACCAGAUUGAGGAUCGCUUUGCCAGCAUGAAGGACGGUCCCAUGCUGCAGUUCCGACCCCGGAAGGAGUCGUAGUGAGUUUGAUUGAAGUGAGUGCUUGGAGAGGGGUUUAGCUGGGUGCGGGAGAACGAGAGAGAUCCAUACUAAUGAAUGUCAUGACACUUUAAAUCAAGAAUGGAAAGGGAGGACGUCUUGUCUUUGAUCUAGUCUCUGCGAAAAGUAAAUCCAAGUAAUGAACAUGUACAUACGUGCG
Aaosphaeria arxii CBS 175.79 is the source of this 2213-nucleotide messenger RNA. Its product is annotated as benzoate 4-monooxygenase cytochrome-like protein P450. Gene Ontology annotation, molecular function: oxidoreductase activity, acting on paired donors, with incorporation or reduction of molecular oxygen; heme binding; iron ion binding. The transcript has 3 exons. NCBI's taxonomy places the organism in Eukaryota, Fungi, Ascomycota, Dothideomycetes, Pleosporales. The record is from RefSeq and is a predicted model, not a curated record. The coding region runs from base 440 to 2035 and encodes 531 amino acids.